Brienomyrus brachyistius is the source of this 7125-nucleotide messenger RNA. Its product is annotated as sorbin and SH3 domain-containing protein 1. The record is from RefSeq and is a predicted model, not a curated record. The coding region runs from base 87 to 3380 and encodes 1097 amino acids. Gene Ontology annotation, cellular component: cytoplasm; nucleus; cell-substrate junction. Lineage: Eukaryota; Metazoa; Chordata; Actinopteri; Osteoglossiformes; Mormyridae. Gene Ontology annotation, biological process: cell-substrate adhesion. The transcript has 27 exons. Gene Ontology annotation, molecular function: protein binding.
CACUGCUUUUCUCGGCCCAGAUCUCUCUGCUGCAUCCCCUUUGGCGUAUUAUAAUGAGAGGGGAGGCGGUGGGCAGGAUCUGCUAGAUGGGGAGUGUUGACUGCCGCGGCAACGCACAUACAUCCCGUUUGCGGCGUGGUGGAAGGAAGCUGGCGUGUCCACAUCCCGAGGGUUUUCUAGCAGAGAGCUUUGUGGAGCUGGACCACCCCCCCACCCCUAAAGUUCUGACUGUCCUACGGAGCGUGUCUGCUGUCAGAAUAACGCCCCUGAGGGAGAUGAAGAGCUGCCCGGACUUGAUGCCUGCUGCAGGGACGGACUCUUCCAGGUUGUGCAAGGGCAGGGGCGCUGUUACCCUUCGCGCCACCCUUGUUCACAUCGAUGAUGACGAUGGCAGUGACGAGCAGCAGCAGCCCGCUGUGGAUGGCUGGCUUGAUGACUCUUAUGGGGAAAGUGCUGGAAGGUACUCCGAUAGUCCUAGACUGAAUGAAGCCAGAAGUGGAAAGACACAGUCACAGGUGGUUACUCCUGUGAGUGCUCAAGCCCUGCCUUCCUCAUCAGAACAGCUCAUUGUUCCUGCAUCGAGCAGAAAGACAUCCUCUGCAUACCCAUCUACCACCAUUGUCAACCCCACCAUUGUGCUUCUACAGCACAACAGAGAACAACAAAAGCGUGUAAAUAUUCUGGAAGAUCCACCACCAGAGGGCCACAGUGAGCUUGGCAUAGCAGCUACACCCCCUUCAGCUCCCACUGACGUCCUUCCAAUGGAUGGCAAGAGGAUGAGACUUUCAAUGCAGGGGUCCAACAGCGGGCUUCUGAAUGACAACAGCACCCCCAUUAGGAACACCGAGAAGUCCCGGGACUGGUACAAGAGCAUGUUUAAGCAGAUACACAAAGUUCCAGACUCUCCUGAGGAAAAUCCUUACCGGCCCACCUACACAUUUCCUGAGAACUAUGACAGGCGAAAGAAAAUGUCAGAAGACAGUUCUGCUACCUAUGUAUAUGAGGAUGAUGCAAAAGGUGAUCAUCCUUCAAGAGGAUCCCAGAACAACCGCACAGACUUUCAAAACGGCAGACUGCCCAAACUGCCGGUACCAGCCCGGUCGUCCUCACUCCGAGCCUCCACUGAAAGGAAUGACUGGGAGCCCCCCGACAAGAAGGUAGACACCAGGAAAUACCGUGCAGAGCCCAGGAGCAUAUUUGAAUAUGAGCCAGGGAAGUCAUCAGUGUUGAAACAGGAGAGAACGAUUCAGCAUAUAAGUCCAGAAGAUGUAGAUUUAGAAAAUGAACCUUGGUAUAAAUUCUUUUCAGAGAUGGAGUUUGGAAAACCGAGUGCCCCCUCCUUCAGCCCCCUGGAAACACCCUCCGACCUCCAUCAAUAUUCACCAUACCAACCUCCCACCAGACCCUCCCAAAAUGAGUCGGGCAAAGGCACCACGGCCGCUGCUGAGCCCGGAGACCGCCACGUUUACAAGAGUGUCCUGGAGGGUGGGGAUAUUCCCCUGCAGGGCCUACAUGCCCUGAACAAGCGUAGCCCCAGCUCCUCCUCAUCUAAAGUAGAUUCUGAUUCUCCACGACAUUUCGCCCCUGGGGAGGCCCUGGACACCUCUGAGGAUCUUGUUCGAAGACGCUACAGUGACAAAGAAAAAAUUCUGGAGGAGCAGCGGCGUCUGAAGCGAGAGCAGGAAGAGGCAGAUGCAGCGUCCCGCCGUCAUACGGGGCUGGUACUCUCACACCAUCAAUUCAUCACAAAUGAGCGCUUUGGGGACUUGCUUAACAUCACCGACACGGAGAAGAGGAAGUCUGGGACCAUGAGAACUCCGGCUCUUGCAAAGUUUGACUUCAGAGCAGAAACACUGAAAGAGCUCCCCUUCCACAAGGGAGACAUCGUGUACAUCUGUCGUCAGAUCGAUCAAAACUGGGUUGAAGGCGAGCAUCAUGGCCGCGUGGGCAUUUUCCCCCGCAGUUAUGUGGAGCUCCUCCCUCCAACAGAGAAGGCUCAACCCAAAAAGCAGGCUCCGGUCCAGGUACUGGAGUAUGGAGAAGCCAUGGCCAGGUUCACUUUCACUGGGGACACAGCUGUUGAGAUGUCCUUCAAAAAGGGGGAGCGAAUCACCCUCAUCCGCAGAGUGGACGAGAACUGGUAUGAGGGCAAGGUCUCCGGCACCAAUCGGCAGGGAAUCUUCCCUGUAACCUAUGUGGAGGUGCACAAGCGCCCCCGGGUUAAAAACGGUGUGGAUUACGCAGACCCCCCCUUGAGUCAGUCACCUAGUCGCAGCAGCAACGCCUCUCCACAGCCCCCUCGUAAUCAUUUGGCCACUGCCCCUCUCCCCCUCCCACGCUCCGACCGCCGGUCAGUCUCUCCUGAGGUGCACGCUGUCUCCUCUGAGUGGAUCGCCUUGACGAUGGGAGUGGGCCGCAGCCCUCCUGCAGCUGCCACUCCCCCCCUGCCCCCCCUUCCCAGUGUGUCGUACCACUGGGGCGAGUACUUGCCCCCCUCCCUGUCCACCAGCCCCAUUCCACCUGUCGGGGGCUACAGUCCCUACUGUGCCUCAACUUCCGCCUCCCCAUCUGCUUCACCACUUCCCCCUCCGCCACCCCCACCCCGCCCCGGCUCCGCCACGCCCUUCCUCACCUUCACUCCACCCCAGGGGGAGGACUUCUUGCUCUGCCCACCUUCUCCCCGCCUCUCACGCAGCCUUAGCCCCUGUGGGGGUGCGGGUCUGGAGAGCUGGCUGAGCGGGAGCAACCCCCUAAGGACCCUGGAAGCGGAGCUUCAAGAAGAAGGGGUGGGGCUUUACCGAGGAGAGAUGGGGCUGGAGAGCCAACUGAGUAGGGGGAACCAAGAGGCGGGUCUUCAGCAGGGGGAGGGGGCAUGGCUAGACAAAGGGAACGUUUUGGGUGACUGGCAGAAUAGUCCAGAGCUGCUGAGAAAUGAAGCUGAUUACCAAGGCAGAUCGUCCAGAAGCCCAGUGCUGCCACUCGACAGCCGGGAAAACGCUAUAAAUGCCAACUCGUUUGCGGAGGCAGUCUGCAACGAGAUUAUGGACAUUGCGGAGAGGUCUGUGCGUUACUGCAGCAACCUGUCCCGCCCCUUUGACUCUGUACACAGACCAGUGGCCCACACCAGUAAACAAUCUUUCAUCAUUUCCCAGCAACCCCAGCGGCAGAGUAACAGUCCUGACCUCAGCCAUAUGGGCUAUGGCAUUUUCCAGGCCCUCUACAGCUAUGUACCACAAAAUGAGGAUGAGCUGGAGCUGAGAGAGGGAGACCUGGUCCACGUGAUGGAGAAGUGUGACGAUGGCUGGUUUGUUGGCACAUCCAAGCGAACAAAGCAGUUUGGCACUUUCCCGGGGAAUUACGUUAAACCUGCCAGCCUAUAAACACUGCAAAUCUGUCCCACAGUUUCACUUGGCUGUAUGUUGAGUUUGUAAAGCAAUGACUUUCUGUUAUGCCUGAGCUUUUUGGCAGGUGGGUUCUUGGCCAGGUCAAAGGAAGUGUAGGGGAUGUGAUCAGUGGGCUCCGUGUGGAAGGAGCUGUGGCGUGAGGGAAAGAGAGAGCAAGAGAAAGAGAGGUCCACAGAUUCACAGCAGAGCUUUCCUGGUUCUGUCACUACCCAGCUGACAGAUAUAACGUUCUCAUAGCACUAAGGGAAUGUUUUAGCUGCCUACCAGCUACAGUCAAAAUCACACUUUCCAAAAAAAGCACUUCAGUUCCACAAGAGAAAUACUGAAGUCCUGUUUUAACUUGUAAAUACUUCAUAGUCUGGUAAUGUUAUUUUAAUUGCUAGAUCAGCCUAACACUGCUCAUAGAAAACACUAUAUAAAUACUAUAAAAUAAGAGUUACACGUACAGUGUGGGGUGUCAGCACACCUGAAAUCCCAGUGGAUUUCACCAGAAGUUUUAUAUAAGAUGGACCUCUCAGUGUGGCACUUUGGUUUGAUUAAGUUCAGCAUUUUAGAAGUUACCACGGUGACUCAUGUAAAGCACUAACGUCACUUCAGUCUACUCUCACCUUCACACAAUACAGCUUACCUCAGCACCCCCUGAUUGGCUCCUCUGUAAAUAUUUGCUUCAAUAUGAUUGGCUUGGCAGCUAACUGAGCACUAAGCUGAACAGAGUCAUUUUGCACGUUAACAUUUCUCAUAUGCUUUGUGAAAAUAAGCUAGAAUGCCAUUGACCUGAUAACGUAAUGAAUGCCUUCAGUAUGACCGGAUGUGCAAUCCGGCCACACCUGAGUGAGUGUGUGUGUGUGCGCGCACAAGUGUGAGUCUGCCUGCUCUGAUGUCAACUUGUAGCUUAGUGCAGUUCCUGCACAUUCCUGACUUCAGUUUAUGUGUUCAUAUUCAUUUGCUAGCAAUAAGGUAACCUCUGCUGUGAGUUAUUUAUUUUUUUAGCCUGUUUAAUUUUAUAUGACAGUAACUGUAAUAUUGUUUUAGGCUGCAGUUUUAGGGUCUGUAAUUUCAUAACAUAUCCUGAAAAACAAUAAAUAAGCACUAUGGUUUCUUAAUAUGAUGAUAUGUUAACGAUGAAAACCGUUUAGUAUCAGUCAUCGCUGUAUUUGUAGUUACAGUUGUCUUAGUAUUAUCAUCGAUACAAUAUGAUCCAACACUGUCUCCUUAUUUGUAUUUAUUGAGUAAAAUUGUUAUUUAUUUUACAGUAUUUGUCCUGGUUGAAAAUGUUAUAACUGGGAUUGACAUUAUUUGUAUGCAGAGCUGUACAUAUUAUAUUAGAAACGUUUCCUCUGUAUAAUGAAAAGAGACAUAUUUUUACAAAAAGUACUUUCAGUAAAGUAUGUUUGAUUAUAUUUUAAUAAGAAGUUUAUACAGAUAUGAUGUCAAAAGUAUAAUUCAUAUGGAGACAAACAGUGUUACCAGAUUUACUGGUGGUGUGUUUAAAAUUUUGUUUUUCCCCAUCAUAUUUUUGUUUAUAGUAAGAAUUUAAAUUUUGCUGUUAUGGUGAAAGAAGCCAUGUGCUCUACAUAUUACUUUGAGUGAUAUGUCAUGAAAUUACAGUUGAAAGCAUAAAAUUGUCUAACUUCUCUCUUGGGUCUCAGGAUCCUAUCAAGCUCAUAAACUGUAUAAGGUGCCACCGUUCUGUGACUCCCAUCUCAUUAGCUCACUUUGUGUUACAUCCAGAGUGAAAGGAAACAGUGAGCAUUAUUCUAGUGUUUCUUUUUAUAGGUAUUUAAAGGAUUCCCAGGAACUGAAUUGAACCUGGGGUUGAUGGUUGGCUUUUGUUACUUUUUAACAUGUAUUAGUCUAUGGCAUGCAUUUUUUGUAGGAUUCACCUGAAAGCAUGAGAAGCCUUAAAAUGUUCUGCCUGUUACAAACUUCUCCAUUCAGGUAGCAGGCCAGAGGCAGUUUGCUGUGUUUCUGUGUUGAAUGCUCAGUGAGAUGCAUUCGCAGUCCGGGGAUAACGCUGCAAAUGCAAGUGAUGCUCCUGCUUAAACUUUGGCUCUUUUGAGUUUGUAUUCCUAUUGUUUGUGUGCCUCAUAAUAUACACUAAAUUAAAUGGCUCUGCUAUGUAAAUUUAAUGGGGGGUGAUUUGCUUGUACUUACAGUAUCUCAUCAUUUAACAUGGGAACAUAGUUAAAACUAAACAAAAAAAAACAGGCAAGUAGGACAUAAUAGAUAUUAAAAAUAGACAUAUUGACGUAUAUCUCCUGAUAACAUUUGAAAAAUUUUAUGACAUUAUUUAAACUAAUCUAAUCAUUUUAGCUUCCAGUGACUCUAUCACCAGGCUGCAUUUGAGGUUUUCUCAAGUGGGCAGCACUGCGGCUGUAGCUUUGUGGCUUAACUGAAUGAAAACACCAAGAUCCUGCCUCUGUUACACACUUAAGGCAUGUCAUUAGCGAUUUAGGGCCUGAUCUGUUCGGUCCUGCCACCUGCUAUUUGCUAAAGGGAAACUGUCUAUUUGCCCCCAAGCACCUAUGUACUGGACCAUAUAUGCAGCCUAAGAUAUGCUCAUCUGGGACAACUUUUAAAUGUGAUUUGGACUGUUUUGUUCUGAUAGCUCACUGAUGGGACUACUCUUUUUUGGUUUACCAGAAAGUGAAUGUCCAUUAUGUUCACUACAUCCUGUGGUGCUUGUACCGCCUUAAAACACAAACAGGGGUCAGUUGCUGACCCCCAGAGCUGGUCUGUGUGGAAUGUGUGAUAUCUGCUUUUCCCUUUAUCCAGUCAAUCAGAGGGUGGCAUGAGUCACAUGACUGGCUAGCAGCCUCCUUGUUCACUAGGAUGUAAAAGCAUAUAAACACUUACUCAUGCAUGUUGCUGCACGCACACGCAUACACACACACACGUGUGUGUGUGUGUGUGUGUAUGCGUGACACGAGCAGGUCACAGCAGGAGAGAUCACUGGCCAUGUUGGCAAUAAUGAGCAUUUUUCAUGUAUAACACAGUUUCAUACUGUCACAUGGGAUUACACAUAUGUCUUAUUUUUUAUUUGGGAAUUGCAUGCAAGCUUUUCAUUAUGGAUUACAUGUAUGCCUUAUGAUAAUUUAUUUUGGGAUUACAUGCAUGCUUUAUGAUCAUUUUGUUUUGGGAUUACAUACAUGGCUCAUCACUUCUCACAGAUUAUAUUUACGCUGCAUUUUUCAUUGUGGGUUUACAUGCAAUCUAUAUCACCUUUCAUUGUGGGAUUACAUGCAGUCUGCAUUAUGUUUCAUUUUGGGAUUACAAGCAUUCUGCAUCAUUUUUUCAUUGAAAGAUUACAUGUAAUCUGCACCAGUUUUUACUGUGGGAUUACAUGCAAACUGCAUUCUUUCAUUGUGGGAUUAUAAAAAUGCCUUUUCAUCUUUUAUUCAAUUGUCAGUCCUGUUUAUUUUGCUUAAUUAUUUUUAAAUUUGUACCUGCAUCAUAUUACAAGGUGUCACUUCUUUUGUUUUAAAGUAUGUGACAGGAUAAUGAUAAUUACCAGUAUGGGGAUUACAUUAUAAUAUAAACCCUCUAAUAUGUUAUGAGGGUUAUGAUCUUGUAAUUGAUGUAAUACUUAUCCUGGAAAAGGGGCUAACGUGUUUGCUACUAUCUGCGGUGUUGCUACAGUACAGUUACAAUACUAAAUUAAAAUGAGAAGUUGCUGUGAUUUCAGUAUUAUGCAAUAUUUAAUAAACCAUAUUAAAGCAUA